AUGUCUCCCCUUCUGAGAAUCCGCGCUCGUAUGCGCCGCUCACAGAAACUGAUCCCACAGCCCUCAAGCCCACCACCGGCAAUCAAAGCCUGCCUCUUCGACAUGGACGGCCUUCUGAUAGAUUCCGAAGAUAAAUACACCAUCUGCACCAACGAAGUCCUCCGCGAAUACGGACGACCCGACCUCCCAUGGAACAUCAAAGCCCAAAUGCAAGGCCGUCCCGGUCCCUCCGCGGGCAAGAUCCUCCACGAUUGGGCACAACUCCCCAUCUCCCGCGAGGAAUACAUGAGCAAGAUUUCCGCGCGGCAGAGGGAACAUUUCCCGACGUGUCGGCCUCUUCCGGGGGUCCGAGAGCUGUUGAAGAGAUUGGGAGAUGAAGAGGGAGUCGAGGUUGCGUUGGCGACGAGCAGUCAUAAGGGGAAUUUUGAAUUGAAGACGGAGCAUUUGGAGGAGCUAUUCCGAGUCUUCACGGAAGAGCAUAGAGUGCUGGGGGAUGAUCCGAGGAUUGGAAAGGGGAGGGGGAAACCUGCUCCGGAUAUCUACCUGCUCGCGUUGAAGACGAUCAAUGAUAAACUCGCGCGACAGGGCAGACCGGCCAUUACGCCGAGCGAGUGUUUGGUGUUCGAGGACAGCGUGCCGGGAGUGGAGAGUGGGAGGAGGGCAGGGAUGCAGGUUGUGUGGUGUCCGCACGAGGGAUUGGCGAAGGAGUACAAGGGACGGGAAGAGGAGGUGUUGGCGGGACAGUGUGGAGAGUAUAAGGAAGAGGUAGAGGAGAAGAACGAGGAGCUGGGAGUCGUGACGGGUGAUGGGAAGGAGUCGAGGAAAGGGGCGCCGGGAGAGAUUGGGGAUGGGUGGGCGGUGUACUUGAAGACGCUGGAGAAGUUUCCGUAUGAGAGAUUUGGCAUUGGGAACGGAGGGAAGAGGGAGAGUGCGUUAUAA
Messenger RNA from Lecanosticta acicola, 939 nucleotides. Lineage: Eukaryota; Fungi; Ascomycota; Dothideomycetes; Mycosphaerellales; Mycosphaerellaceae. The record is from the annotation of a GenBank genome assembly.